Messenger RNA from Vespula pensylvanica (western yellowjacket), 2133 nucleotides. Its product is annotated as eIF-2-alpha kinase GCN2-like. The record is from RefSeq and is a predicted model, not a curated record. Gene Ontology annotation, biological process: protein phosphorylation. NCBI's taxonomy places the organism in Eukaryota, Metazoa, Arthropoda, Insecta, Hymenoptera, Vespidae. Gene Ontology annotation, molecular function: protein kinase activity; ATP binding. The transcript has 8 exons. The coding region runs from base 198 to 2072 and encodes 624 amino acids.
UGAACUUAUUACAAAUGUAAUCGAUAAUCAAGAUUUCACGCGUCUAACAAAAGUGAAUUUAUAAGAAAUCAUUAUUGGCGGGCCAACUCGUGAAAAGUUUUACACAAUGCAUUGCAACUUUUGCUUUCAGAAUGUAGUCGUUUAAAAAGAUGUAAAAUAAAUAUUUUAUUGAAGAAAUAUUUAUUGCCAAUUAAAAUAUGGAACGUAAAGCAGUGCCAGAUAAUAAUCCCUGGUCAAAUUUAAUGACUAUAACAAAAUUUGACAGAGGUAACAAUACCAAGACAACAAUUCGAUGGGACAGCAGAACUGAAACUCAAAACAAUGGACAAAUUGUUCCUGCAACUAUUUCUUCUAUCAGUCUUCUAAUUGAAUCGCUAAUUAAACAGAUAUGUACAAUGUUUGAAGGCGAUACUGUUCGGAGGAAUAAACUUUAUUUUAAGAUAUGUGAUAAGCUUCAUGAAAUAGGGUUAAUUGAUACAUCUUAUAAUUCAAUAGAAUUUGAAGGUAUAAGAGGCCAAUAUCAACAUGCACUAUACAGAUUAGUUGCAGUUGCACGUGCUGCUACUGGUAGUGAAAAUCCUUUGAAUGUCCCUAAUUGUCUGAUGGCUGAAUGGUCACGCUAUCGUAGAGAAUUUCAAGAAAUUAGUUUUAUUGCUAGUGGUGGAUUUGGUACUGUAUAUAAAGCAUUACAUCGUCUUGAUGGUAUUGAGUAUGCAGUGAAAAAAAUAGUUGUACAAUCUGGCCAAGUGAGUACUAUAAAACAACAUCUUGAAGAAGUCAAAAGUCUUGCCAAGUUAAAUCAUAUAAAUAUAGUUUCUUAUAAGACUGCUUGGAUAGAGCCUACAUUAGUAACAACCACUAUUCCAAGUUUACCAAAUGUAGAGAAUGAACGAAGCAAGAGCCAUUUUUCAAAACAUAAAGCAAGAAAAAGUAUAUCUUAUCAAUCAUGUAAAAAUAAUUUUAAUGAUAAUCGAUUGAUUUCCAAUAGUAGCAACAGUAAUGAAAAUUGUGGACAAGAUAUAUCGUUAAGGUCCAAUAAAGAAGUAUUUUACAAAACUGGUAUGUAUAUUCGUAUGGAGAACAAUGCUCAAAAACAUGAAGGUGGAAGUGCAGGUGGUUAUGUAAUAAGUCACGACAUUAUUAAUGAAAGAUUUCUUGAACUCAAUUCAUCGACUAAUAUUAUAGGACAAAGAAUAAUCGAACGCAGUAGUUCAGUCAGUACAGAAGAUACUUCAGACAUUGUAUCAUUUAGGAAUGAUAGUAAUGACAGCAAAAAUAAUGAUGAUCAUUCAAGAAGUAAUGCCAAUCAUAUAAUUAGUGACUCAAAUGAUGAAUCUAGUAGUGAUAACAAUCAAAUUUGUCAAUAUAAAUCACAAGUGGACUCUUGUUAUGCAACUUUAUAUAUUCAAAUGGCACUUUGUGAUAAGACAUUACAACAGUGGCUAACAGAAAGAGAUGAUCCUACUUCACAACUGACAAUUACUGAAAUAUUUACACAAAUUCUUCAAGGAGUAGAUCAUAUACAUUCUCUUGGAAUGGUACACCAUGAUAUAAAGCCAAGCAAUAUAUUCAUCACAGCACAUUUUCAAAUUCAAUUAGGAGAUUUUGGUUUAGCUUGCCCUUUGCAAAGAAAAAAUCAUAAUUCUGUGUUUGGUACACAUAUGUAUGCAGCACCUGAACAAUUAAAAGGAAAAUGCAAUCCAAAGAGUGACAUGUAUAGUAUAGGAAUUGUUCUGUUGGAGCUACUAACUUAUACAAAAACACAAAUGGAACAUUAUCGUAUUAUUGAUGAAUUGAAAAAAGGCCAAUUACCAGCAUCAUUAACUAAAAAUCAUCAAAAAUGGGCUCAUAUAAUCUGUCAACUACUAGAAGAAGAUCCCGAUAAAAGGCCAUCAACAGAUGAGUUGUUACAAAAUGUAACUGAAGAUAAAGAUAUGAUAAUAGCUCAAUUAAAAGAUGAUAUUGUCAAAAAAGACAAUGUAAUAAGAGAAUUAGAAGAACGAAUCACUGUAUUGCAGACACAUAUUACUGAACUUGAACAUAGGGAAACCGAUAAAAACUAUUAUAAUUGAUAUAUAUAUCAUUAAUAAAAUUUUACAUGAGAAUAAGAAGUAUCAUAGUAUUUCAGUAGAA